Messenger RNA from Heterocephalus glaber (naked mole-rat), 5209 nucleotides. The record is from RefSeq and is a predicted model, not a curated record. NCBI's taxonomy places the organism in Eukaryota, Metazoa, Chordata, Mammalia, Rodentia, Bathyergidae.
AUGCAGCCCCAGAGCCCAGGCGCUGGUCGCUGCAGCACCUUCCUGAUGCUUCUGGAAUCUCGGGGAAGCGAUGCUUUGUUUUCCAGUUGCAACAGCCCCAAAAAGGUGCACCGGGGCUGGGCAGCGACUUCAAUUUUGGCUUCACUGGCACAAAGGGGGACAGGUUGGUGAGGUAUCCCCGCAUUCGGCUGGAGAGGAGCACCUCGUACCCUACCCAGCCCCGGGUCGGCCGGGGGAGUCCCACGGAAGACCGAGGAGCCCCUGAGACGCUGCCUUGGACAGGCAGGAUGGCUCCUGAGAUCCGCAGGACAAAUUCCACGGAGAGGACUUCACAGGGUCAGGGGUGCACGUUUAAGAUCAGGCAAGAUCAAAAUGCGGGGCAGCAGCAUUUCCGGAUUCUUGUGACUCGGGGGCCGGAAGAAACUCCCCAGAAUCCCGAGGAGGAGAAUGGCAAGAGUCCUGAUUCUCCAGGAGCGGGUGCCCCGACACGAGACGACUUCCUGGGCCAGGUGGACGUGCCCCUUAGUCACCUUCCGACAGAAGAUCCAACCAUGGAGCGACCUUAUACAUUUAAGGACUUUCUCCUUCGACCAAGAAGUCAUAAAUCUCGAGUUAAGGGAUUUUUGCGGUUGAAAAUGGCCUACAUGCCAAAAAAUGGAGGGCAAGAUGAAGAAAGCAGCGAACAGAGAGACGACAUGGAGCAUGGGUGGGAAGUUGUUGACUCCAGUGACUCAGCUUCUCAGCACCAGGAGGAGCUUCCUCCUCCUCCUCUGCCCCCUGGGUGGGAAGAGAAAGUGGACAAUUUAGGCCGAACAUACUACGUCAACCACAACAACCGGACCACACAGUGGCACCGACCAAGCUUAAUGGAUGUGUCUUCCGAGUCAGACAACAACAUCAGACAGAUCAACCAGGAGGCUGCUCACAGGCGCUUCCGCUCUCGAAGGCACAUCAGUGAGGACUUGGAGCCUGAGGCCUCCGAAGGUGGAGAGGGCCCUGAGCCUUGGGAGACCAUUUCAGAGGAAGUGAACAUGACCGGAGACUCCCUUGGUCUGGCUCUGCCUCCGCCGCCUGCUUCUCCGGUGUCUCGGACCAGCCCACAGGAGCUGUCGGAGGAGCUGAGCAGAAGGCUUCAGAUCACUCCAGAUUCCAACGGGGAACAAUUCACUUCUCUGAUUAGAGAACCCUCUUCCAGGCUACGGUCCUGCAGUGUCACUGACACAGUCGCGGAGCAAGGCCACCUACCACCGCCCAGCGCCCCAACUGGGAGAGCGCGCUCAUCAACUGUCACGGGUGGUGAGGAGCCAACGCCAUCAGUGGCCUAUGUACAUACCACGCCGGGCCUACCUUCAGGCUGGGAAGAAAGAAAAGAUGCUAAGGGACGCACAUACUAUGUCAAUCAUAACAAUCGAACCACAACAUGGACUCGACCAAUCAUGCAGCUUGCAGAAGAUGGUGCCUCUGGAUCAGCCACAAACAGUAACAACCACCUAAUCGAGCCUCAGAUCCGCCGGCCUCGUAGUCUCAGUUCGCCAACAGUAACUUUAUCUGCCCCACUGGAGGGUGCCAAGGAUUCACCCAUACGCCGGGCUGUGAAAGAUACUCUUUCCAAUCCACAGUCCCCACAGCCAUCACCUUACAACUCCCCCAAACCACAACACAAAGUCACACAGAGCUUCCUGCCACCUGGCUGGGAAAUGAGGAUAGCUCCCAACGGCCGGCCUUUCUUCAUUGACCAUAACACAAAGACUACGACAUGGGAAGAUCCACGCCUGAAAUUUCCAGUACAUAUGCGAUCAAAGGCAUCUUUAAACCCCAAUGACCUUGGCCCUCUUCCGCCUGGCUGGGAAGAAAGAAUUCACCUGGAUGGCCGCACGUUUUAUAUUGACCAUAAUAGCAAAAUAACCCAGUGGGAAGACCCGAGACUGCAGAACCCAGCUAUCACUGGUCCGGCUGUUCCUUACUCCAGAGAAUUUAAGCAGAAAUAUGACUACUUUAGGAAGAAAUUAAAGAAACCCGCUGAUAUUCCAAACAGAUUUGAAAUGAAACUACACAGAAAUAACAUAUUUGAGGAGUCCUAUCGGAGAAUCAUGUCUGUAAAAAGACCAGAUGUCCUAAAAGCUAGACUAUGGAUUGAAUUUGAGUCAGAGAAAGGUCUGGAUUAUGGGGGUGUAGCCAGAGAAUGGUUCUUCUUACUGUCCAAAGAGAUGUUCAACCCCUACUACGGUCUCUUUGAAUACUCUGCAACGGACAACUACACACUUCAGAUCAAUCCUAAUUCAGGCCUCUGUAAUGAAGAUCAUUUGUCUUAUUUCACUUUUAUUGGAAGAGUUGCUGGUCUGGCAGUAUUUCAUGGGAAACUAUUAGAUGGUUUCUUCAUACGACCAUUCUACAAGAUGAUGUUGGGAAAGCAGAUCACUCUGAACGACAUGGAAUCUGUGGAUAGUGAAUACUACAACUCUUUGAAAUGGAUCUUAGAAAACGAUCCUACUGAACUGGACCUCAUGUUCUGCAUAGAUGAAGAAAACUUUGGGCAGACAUAUCAAGUGGAUUUGAAGCCCAAUGGAUCAGAAAUAAUGGUGACAAAUGAAAACAAAAGGGAAUAUAUUGACUUAGUCAUCCAGUGGAGGUUUGUGAACAGGGUCCAGAAGCAAAUGAAUGCCUUCUUGGAGGGAUUCACGGAACUGCUUCCUAUUGAUUUGAUUAAAAUUUUUGAUGAAAAUGAGCUAGAGUUGCUGAUGUGCGGCCUCGGUGACGUUGACGUGAACGACUGGAGACAGCAUUCUAUUUACAAGAAUGGCUACUGCCCGAAUCACCCUGUCAUUCAGUGGUUCUGGAAGGCUGUGCUGUUGAUGGACGCCGAGAAGCGGAUCCGGUUACUGCAGUUUGUCACGGGGACAUCCCGUGUACCCAUGAAUGGAUUUGCCGAACUUUAUGGUUCCAAUGGUCCUCAGCUGUUUACAAUAGAGCAGUGGGGCAGCCCUGAGAAACUGCCCCGAGCUCACACAUGCUUUAAUCGCCUUGACUUACCUCCGUAUGAAACCUUCGAAGAUUUACGAGAGAAACUUCUCAUGGCCGUGGAAAAUGCUCAAGGAUUUGAAGGAGUGGAUUAAGGCCUCUUUCCUCAGGGCCAGUGACCAUCCAGCAAGUUCCACGUGCUCUUUUGCAUUUGCCUGACAGACUUUUGCAGAGCCGGUGACAGAGCACCGCUGUGCAGCAUGGCUUCCGGAGCCCAGCCUCCACCCCUGCCAUGCCCACCUUCAGACUCGGGAACCUGGUCCCAGCCGAAUUCCCGCUCUUCACCACGAAUUCUCAACUGGCUGAUGUGUACACUAAUUACAUUUCAGGAAGACUUGUUCUAUUUAUGUUGUGCCUCUGCAGGCAAAGCCCUUAAUAAAUAUUUUGCAUACUUUCUAAUGACAGUGAAUGGAAUUAAUCACUCUACAGGUAUAGUAUUACAAUUCAUGUUUACUUUUUAAAAUGAUUUAGACUGAUUUUCAGAUUUUAUUUCAUUACAAUUAAAGAUGUCUCAUGUACUUGGUAAAGUGAGCAUAUUUUUUUUGUAUUUGAAUUUCAUACCAGGCUGAAUGUCAAUGACAUUUUUAUUUUUGAAGUAUUCUGACACCCCACCCCUGUACUUUAUUAGAAAUCGAAAUUAAUUUUUGUUCAAAAACCUUCUACAGACAAGAACUUGGAGAGAAUUUCAAAUAUAACGUUAGGCAUAAUGAUAAUUUUUCCAUACUCAGAAUGAAAAUAAACUGGACGUUACUUUUUUUUGUACAAAUUUAGGUAGUAGCUACAGGCCGAGAGAAUUGUAACAUAGCAUGACAUAUUUGUGUUAACUUGAAAGGAAUCACACCAUUAUUCCUUAGAAGUAAUUACGUGUGCUAUAACACAUUUGAGACAGGGUUAGACUAUCAUUUCUCCUGAGAGAAAUUGCUUAACCCUUCCUGUUGCUGUACAGUCACCCUUUUAUUAUAUUUCCCCUUUUGCUGUUUGUAGUAGAAACAUUUUGAAUGAAACUCGGCACUGCUUGAUUCAAAACUCCGGAAGCCAGAUCCCUUCUGUCUCCUUUUUGUGUGUUCACUAAUCGUAGCUAAAUAACCAGUUCUUGCUCUCACUGCACCAAUUCUGAAGGCACUUUAUGUACCACAUGGAGGUCAUAACCUGGUUUUGUUUCUGUUCAUUUUUUAUCACAAACAUUCAAUGUGAUGAUUAUUUCUUUUCUCUGCACACAUCUUGCUGGUGCAAUAUCUAUCAGUUGUGAAUCUGGCUGCUGGUGUAUAAAACCCUGAAUGUAAAGCUGAGCCUACAGACCUGUCCUUUCCAACUGUUUCAUGAUUUCUACUCAAUACAAGGAUUUAUUUAAUAGACACUUAAUCUAACCAACUUUUGUUACCUAUGACCUGUUGCAUGCUUCAAUACCGUGUACUGCCUGAGUCGCAUCUCUCGUAAGCUAGAUUAAAAGUGAGAAAGAAGACUUGACUUGAUCCACUGAGGUCAUGCUGUGGUGGUGGAGGACUGAGGGUCUCUGUGGAGUUUGAUUCUUUCUCACUUGUGCUGUCAAGUUCUGAGAAGAUGCCUAAGACAGCGGGAGAGUUCAGCAACCCUCCUGUCCUGUUCAACUUGUGUUGUCCUAGACCCCAUUGUGGCCAAGUUAGAAGACACUAGAGAUUGGGUCUCUUGCCAGUCACAGAUAAGACAGAAAUUUGUGGUUGCAGAGUCUCUGUUGUGUAAGACCUUUGGUGUAAGAAAUCAGUCAUAUUUGUGCAGUUCUGGCGGCAUGUGAGAAACCAUGGGCACUUAUGAUUGUAAAUGAGUUGUCUGAGGGAAUACAGAACCCUGAUGUUCUGAAAGGUGACUUCUACAGAGCUGAGUAUUGGUUUCCUUUUCAUAUUGAUUUAAAAAUAUUUAGUAGUAAUCAGAAAACUUUUGGUUUUUUGUACCAGAGAUCAAACUCAGGACCUUGCGCUUGUGAGGCCACUGAGCUACAUCCCUGGCCCUUAAGUAAUUUUUUUUUUUUUUGUACCGAGGAUCGAACUUGGGUCUUUAUGCUUGCAGGGCAGGCGGCAGAACCACUGAGCUAAAUCCCCAGCCCAUAAGUAAUUAUUUUUAAAAUGCUCAUUAUUGGGGGGUGGGGUGAGAUUUUUUUAACCCCCUACAGUUAACACAACAAAUGUCUCAGUGGCAAAAAUCCUCUUUUUAAAAA